CCCUGUUGAUGAUUUCCAGUGAGAGCGAAGCGACGGGGAUCCCGACGACGAAGAAAACGACGCGGCGUGGACAGACGCACUGAUUCGUCAUGAUGCUUGCAAGGAAUGCUGACGUGGUUUACACCCGUCGGCUUGCAGAGGAUCUCAAUUCUGCCAAUCAAGACUUAACGGAAGCAUCUAACAGUCCCGAUCCCGCCUCGACUACCACGUCGAACACCAGCCAGCUGGAGGUGGCAAGCGUUGGCUCCCCUGCUCCUCCUCCCCUCAGGUCCUCAGGCCCCGUGAAGGCUGAACCAUCUGCAUCGAGUUUUUCGCCCUCCGCACUUAACGGCAGCUGUGACGAAUUCCAAUCCCUCGGGUCUCAGCCACAAGGUCCAAGUCAAAGUCAAACACACACUCUGUGUGGUCAGUCUCGGCUUCUGUGCUCUCAGCCUCCUGACUUGAAAGCCGAAACUUCCAAUUUCGGCCGAGGAGGAGGAGGAGGAGGAGGAGGAGGAGGAGGAGGUGGAGGUGGUCUUGCGACAGCUGCUUUGUCUUCCUCCGUAUCUUCUCAAACGUGGUCAGGAACAUCCAUCAUGGCGGUAGGCAAUCUGCCCUCUAGUUGGGCUGAGCAGACAGAGGACUGGGCGCCAGGGCCUGGGGUUCACGUUGUAGGGCAACAUGUAGGAGGAGGGGCUUCGUGUGGGUCAGCUAUGGCGUCUGGUGGACCAGAUGACGUGCAUAUGCCAGGGGGCGGAAUGACCGUCGAUCUGGAGACUAGUGCGGAGAUCAACCCUUGUACUGGGACCGUCGAUCAUCUCAUGGGAACCACCUCGUGGGGCGAAAUGGAUUUUGCUUCCAUGCAACCACUCCUUGCAGCCCUUUUGUCCGGGCCGUCUUCAGGUGUGAAUGCUAUUUUUGGAAAGAAGAUGCCCUUUACGCAGCCGUUGCAAGAUCCAUCUUGCGGUGGAGGCGGUGAUGACGGUGCAAGCAGCCCCUCGAUGAUGCUUCAUCACAGCAACGGUCAUCACCACCACCACCCUCAUAACGCCCCCAUGGCCAUUCCCUUGGCCUCUAUCCCCCGAUCUGCACCUGCCAAUGGUAUGCUGCCAUUGCAUCAUGUUCAUCCGACAUCCACGUCGAGCAGCGGCGACACGUCCUCUCCCCGAGGGUCAGCGUUGGGUACGGCCUCGGAUCUCCCCCUCUUUCACAUACCCACGUCAGCUCCAGCCUCCCACACUCCCUCCUCUCUCGCCUUGCCCCUAGAUCAUCAAUCUAGCAGCAGGAGCGAAGUCUCGUCCUCAGCUCUCACAGCCGCCGCCAGAAGGGAUGCGGCAGCCGCUGCCAAUCCCCAAAACCACCCACUUUUCUCUCAUCACCUCGCCAACAUCUUAGGCCGGCUGGGAUCCCAACCUGCUAAUCUGUCUGCAGCUCUGACCGCCUCCCUCUCCGAUAGGUUAGCUUCAACUAGUGGUGACAGCUGUGCUGCAGAUUGUGGUGGUCCCCACCACCUCGCUGCGUUAGGCGGAGCUCAGCAUUUCCUCCACGCCCCUCGUUCUUUUGGUGGUUUGGGAGGGAGCGGUGGAGAAGGAGGAGGUGGUGGCACAGGAGGAGAAGGAGGAGGAGGAGGAGGAGGAGGAGGAGGAGGGGGAGGAGGAGGUUGUGGUGAUGCGUUUGAUCUGCCUGUUGUGCCAGUUGCAGCUCGAUUUGGUAUUGGGGCCAGCUGUUGGGCCAGCCAAGCACAUUCGCAGGCCAAUUCGAGGCCUGGAGAAGGAGGUGGUGACAGCAUUGAACAUGCCCCUGCUCAUCUACUGCCCCCCUCCACGUCAGCUUGCCACAUGUCACGAGCUAGUGCAUUGAUGACGCAUCAGCACUCCUCGGUCCUCGCUUUGAAUCACCAAAGGGCACAACUUGAAGGUUGUGGUCCAGCCAAACUGUUCACCUCAUCAAGCAUAGAUCGAGACAGUGCCGAUUUGAGUCCGGAUAGCGCAAACACGCCACAUGCUGCUUCAGAUCAUCUUCAUCAUCAUCAUCAUCACCACCAUCAUCAUCAUCCUCAGGCUCACUCCAUGCCCCCCCAUCUUCAUUUCUCCGCUUUGGCAGCCGCCUCCCCUCCUCCGGCUCCUCUACCCACCAGCCACCAUAGCCAUCCGCAUCAACACCAUCCGGGCUCUCUGCUUCUCGACGGUCAUCUAGCCUCCUACCCUCGCUUGCUCUCGCUAGGAGUCAAUGUAAAGCCAGAGCCUUGUCACGGCAGCCCGCUAGGUCCUUGCUCAGACAUCUCCACGCAUGCGGGACAUGGAGGGGGAAGCACGUUUCCCACAACCUCUGGGAGGUUCGCAGCAGCCAAGGGACUCGGUGGCACCAUCACCUCCUCCUCCCACCACAACACCAAGAGUAACCCGACCAGGCCUUCAGAACGUAUGACUGAGAUCACCUUGGCAGAGCUCUCUCGAUACUUUCACAUGCCCAUAACUAUGGCGUCCAAGGAGUUGAAAGUCGGUUUGACUGUUUUGAAAAAGCGUUGUAGAGAGCUGAAAAUUCCCCGAUGGCCUCACCGCAAGGUUGGUUUUCCUUUGAGAUGUGGUGCUGCUCAAUUGCUUGCUCGAAUUUAUUUAUUUAGUAUUUAGUAUUUACAUAAUACAUUUCUUUAUUUACAUAUCACGCACGAAUAUGUGAAUA
Chara braunii is the source of this 2661-nucleotide messenger RNA. The record is from the annotation of a GenBank genome assembly. NCBI's taxonomy places the organism in Eukaryota, Viridiplantae, Streptophyta, Charophyceae, Charales, Characeae.